Molecule: messenger RNA, 6893 nt
Organism: Paramuricea clavata
Lineage: Eukaryota; Metazoa; Cnidaria; Anthozoa; Malacalcyonacea; Plexauridae
Source: the annotation of a GenBank genome assembly
AUGGCUCAAAACGAAGGCUCAAACCUCGGCUCAAACGAAGGUGAGUCAAUAUGAUUUUUAAUAAACAGCUUGUUCACCCGCUGUGCCGACUUAAUAAAGCUUUAUAUAAGUUUUCAACACGGAUGCACUUGACCUAUACUUGACCUUUUUUACAUUUUCCUUUGUGUUGACUUCCUUUGUGUGUUUAUAUUAAGUCAUUAGUUUUGCUCUAAUGCUCCCGGAACAAAGAAAUAGGCUACGUCUCGCUACCAUACGGUCAAGCUACAUACGACUCGUAUUACUACAAUAUAAAGCCAUUGAAUGCCGACUAAAAACGCUUUGACAACACAUGUUAUCCAAAUAUUUCCAAUCUGUCAAGUAGAAAGCGCAUUCGGGUACAUACUACAGUAUAUUGGUAUAGUGUAGAUCACAACUUGUGAGUAUAUAAAUCUUAAACAUCAAGGAUUAUACGACAAAACUGCAUGUUUUGAACAUUUUACCAAUGUUCAGUGUCACACAUUUGUAUACAAUUUUUUAAUUGAGCACAUUUUUAAAUACAGUUUAAAUUUGGUUUAUAUGUAUACAUCGAAUAUGAUCAACGAACAUUGAUGUAUUUCAUCCUUUACUUGUCAAUUGUAACCCCCUCCCAACCUUGAGGAAAGGUGGGGGCAUAUAUUUUAAUAUAUCCAUAUUUAACUGUUACCUGACCCCCUGAGGCAGCCCAACCCAUAGGGACAAAAUUUUUAAAAAAAUCCAAAAAUUUUAUUGAACAAAAUCUAUAACUUUAUAUAAAAAUGGCACUAACCUGGCUUGUAAUAUUUAGGUCAGGCUCAACAGGACAAUCCUGUGAGCAGGCUGUAUACAAUGGCCCCACAUAAACAGUUAGUUACGCCUGACCUAAUGGGGGAUUUGUGGGGCAUAAUGUGGCCCAUAUUAUGCCUUGCAUACCAGGGUUGGGGGUCCAUAACAGGAAAAUCCCCCCAUUAGCCAUUAGGUAAGGUGUAACUGUGUAAGUGUCAAAAUAGAAAAAAUGCCACAUUGCCUCAUGUCCCCACCUUUUCCCAAGGUUUGGGGGUGGGGGUUACAAUUGACAAGUGGAAAAGAGUGUCUGUGUACAUGGGACACUUUAUUAAAUGAAUUAAUUCCCAUUUUAGAAAUUAGGGCAAACAAAGGAGAUGGAAAAAGAAGUCUAUGUUUUACUCCUAGCCCAAAUUCAAAAAGGCCACCUGAUAAGAGAGCAAAGAACUUAAACUAUGAUGAAGGUAUAUAUUGAUAAUUGUUUUUGACCAAUUACUAUUAUUUCUAGGUUGGAUAAUGAAACAGUUAUAUAACAACAUACAUAAUUAUUAUAUAAAUUAUAUUAUAUAGAUAUACGUCAAUCUUUAGCAUCAAAUUUUGCAUAUGAAGAAGGCUGUGUCACUGGAGUUGAUGAUAUCCUAGAUAUUGUACAAAGUGACCUUGGAAGGCCAAUACGUCGUGUAGACCUGUAUAAAGCAAUCAGUGCACUGUUUGGAGAGAAAACUGAAAAGAAAUAUAGAAAAACAGCUGGCAGUCAAUGUGAUGGCAAAGAUAAUAGGAAGAAAAUGUAUCCUUUCCUAUAAUUCCCAAAUGUCAUUUAAUGUCAUUAAGCUUAAUUUCCCACUGACAAAAUGUAUAUUUACUAUAUUAUUAUACAGAGUAAGAAUCAUAAGUGUUACCUUGGGCUCAUUGCAGUUUAAUUGAAUAAUCCACUACUAUACUUUAAAGUAUAUUAUUUUAUAAUAGUCAUAUUUUCUUAACAGCCAUAAUCAGCCUUACUUAUUCAAAUAUAAGGAAUAUCCAAGAAUCUGAAUUAAUGCAACAGCAGCAACAAGAACAGGAAAGUUUUACGAACAUAGAAGAUGUUCUUAAUUUACAUGCUGUAACUGACAGUGCAUUGCGUAAUGAUCUCCAGAGGUGCAUUGAUAAUGCAAUAAGACACAUUUCUUCUGAAAAUACUGUACUUAAACAUGAGCUGCAUGAAACAAAGGAACAAGUGAAACAGAUGCAAGAAACCCUUGAUCAAUUGGAAGCCUCUGAUUAUGAAAGGUCACAUGCCAUUUGCUCUGCCCUUGGCAAUAUUACUUCAAUGGGCACUGAUUAUCAGUUGACAAAAAUCCAGAAAGAAAAAAUAAAAGAAGAAAUGAAAACUGUUGAUAGCAUGCACAAUUUGGGUUUGAAAAACAUUGAAGAAACAGAUGAUAUUAGCACAAUUGUAAAUGAGCUUUUUUUUGACCAUGUGGCAGAUACUGUUGAAAAACAAUGCCCUUUGCUGACCCAAGUAAUAAAACUUUUGUGUCUUGGAAGACAACCAGGAACAAAUACAGGGAAAAAGACUGAUAAAUUCAAAUUUAAAUCUGCUCUACAUAUUUUAAAUGCCAUUGGAGAGAUUCGUUCCCAGAGAACAACUAAUGACUUUGCACUGAUGUUUGGUUUACUACUUAUCAGUUAUGGUUGUGGAAAAUCAGUCUUGGAUGCAGUUUACUCAAUUGGCUUAUGCAAGAGCUAUGAUUUUUAGUAAGUAUAUUUAAUGUAUAUUUAUUUAUAACCAUUGAUUUAAAAUUUGAAUGCCCACUUAUAUUCUUUGUCAAUUUGGUUAGGUGCAUGGUUGCAGCUGGUGCUUGAAAACAAGCUGCUACAGAUAUAUCGAAUAUAUAUAAUGUUUAUUCCAAACUUCUUGAAUACCUCAAUGACAAAGCUAUGUAUAGCAACUGCAUGGUCAUACUAUGCAAAUUCUCAUUGCAUUACCCACAUCUUGAUUAAUACUAAUGGCUCAUAAGAUUAUAGACAAAUUAAGUUAUUAAAUUAAAUUAUAAUUACAUGUUGGGUACCGGACAAUUCCCAUAACUUAUUAAAUUUAUUAAAAUUACAAAGUUACCAUUUUAGCCUUGAUAGUGGUAAAUUUUUCUGUGCAUAAUACAAUAAAUAAAUACACAAAAUUUGCGAUAUUCGCUGGCCUAUAUUUAAUUUUUUAAUUUUUUACAACAUUUUGCCAGCAAACUUUGCAAUUUUUACUAAUUCUAACGUCAGUGACGUGCUGGCAGGGGGGGCCGGGGCGCAAAAAUGAAAAGGGGGCACCGAUCCCGCAUCGAGUUUUUAAAGUGGGUGGGAAAAAUCGCAUUUGAAAAAAUAUAGUUACUUCCGCCGACUGAAAAGAUGUGUUUAUAUAGGCAGUGGCGGAAAGUUUAUAGGCAGCUCUCCUAAAUUUCCGACAAAAUUUCCGACAUACCCCCCCCCCCCAUUUGCACUCUAAAAGACUGUUUUUAGCCCUCUUUUAGGUCAAAAUUUCCGAAAAUUCGUCAAUUUUCCGUGAAGGUGGGGGGGCCGCCCCACCAAGAUUUCCGCCACUGUUUAUAGGCUUAUAAAUAGACUAAGCGCAUAGGCGACAAAGUGAUAUAUUAAAUUAUACAGACUAUCUUGUCUAACCGUAUUUGCUAAUUUGCUACCUCACGGCUCACACGAAAUCGUUCAUAUAGAAACGUGAACUGUGAUCACACGCAAUGUCUCAUCACCGGAAUAUUGAUCAAGUUUCGAAGCGAUCACGGGAAUCAUGCCCUUUUGUGCUGGUAUUAUGUCCUUUAUUAUGCUUCAUAAAUCACAAGAGCGGCGCAAAAUAGAUAGUUUAAGUUAUGAUAAUGUAAAGUUGUGUACGCAAUUUAGUUGUUUGCGCUAGAAACAUCAUGAGUAAUGUGAGUAAUGAAAUAAUGCUGAAACGCGCCCUUUUGGCAGCCAGACAGGGAAACCUUAAAAUGCAUAUGUGUGGGGUCCGUGUGUUAUUGUAUAGAAGAGCUGUAUGUUGUAAUUGUAUUCAGAUCACUAGAUCAGUAGAGAAUAGAACUGGGAUUAGAUUAAUCGCUGGAAGCCGUUAGCAUUGCAUAAUAUAAGUACUACUACUACUACUAAAUUCAAACCAAAUUGCAAAUUUCGACACGUUAUAAUGCCGUUUCCUGACCAUCAGAUUUCUGUCAAAUCUCCCCCCAAAGUCCAGGAAAUGGCAUUUCAGAGACUCUAAAUUCAAAAAUUUUCCCGGGUGGCCUGCCCCCGGACCCCCCCCCCCUAGACAAACCUCGCACCUGCGACGCUCGUCUCGUGCCAAGCGAAACAUUAUAGGGGCACCUAUUUGUUGAUAAUGAUAGCCCACUGGCCUCCCCAGAAAAAUAGUACCCAGCACGCCACUGUCUAACAUGCUCUUUCUAGCUGUUGUGAUUGAUUUCAUUCUUAUUGCCUAGAUCAAAAUUUGUUCUACAAUGGGAAUUGUCUAUUGUAAUGUUACUCACAUAAUGAAUAAUUGUACAGUGCAAUAUUAGAUUUAAUUGAAAAAACUGUUUUGUAGUCGUUCAUUCCUUCUCAAAAGAUUGGAGAAAUACAAGACAAUUGUUACUGCCCGAUUUCCUCAGGACUAUCCAGUAAUGUUACUAUUUGAUAAUAUAAACAUUCACAAAGGGAAAUCUCGUUACCAAAGGAUUAAGCAAAGCAUGAUUCCAAUCAUGUGGAAUUUUACAGUGAGGGCAAUAAUGAAACCAAAUUUAAAGGAGUGUGAGACAUUAUGGAAGGAUCCAGCAACAGCAACACAGUCACAAGGAACUCUGGCAAACCUUCAAGUUCAUCAUCUUUUUCUAGGUAAGAUAACAUUAAUAUGUUAGUUCCUGGUAACUCUUCUGCAAUUUAUCACGUGUGCAUUACACACUGAUAAAUUGCUCAGUACUUUUAUAAUCAGGCGAGUAUAACAAGUUUUGUUAUAUAGUUAGUGUCAAAGUUCAAUUGUUUGCCGAUUGGUAAAAACCGUAUCACGUGGCGGUCCACAAAACGUCAUGUUCACUGCAUGCUUUGGCGAAGGGGCAACCUAUCAACAAUGAAACAAUUGUUGACCUGUCAUUAAUAGAAUGGGUACAGUGUGCAUGUGCGUCAAUCGUGAAGUUCCAAAGUUAAUUUUAUUAAACUUUUUAUUAAACUUUUUAUUAAACAUUUACGGCGUUCCACUUAUCUAGUUUUGGUUUCAAAUUCGCUGCAAUAACCGGUUAAUUAUUCAUACACUUGACACUUACAUAUAUACUAUAUAACAAAACACUUCUUUAAUGAGACAUCGGAAAAGCAGUGUGUUUUGUGGCACCUCUACCACAGUUGUUUCCCGAGGCAAACAACGGCGGUCUCGGGUCCACAAAACACACUGUUUCCCUUGGUCUCAGUAAAUUAGUGAUAAUUAUUAACCUUUUAAUUAGAUUCUGAAGAAAAUGAUGAUAUCAAGCUUUUGUAUGAUGAGGCGGCAGACAGAAUUAUUCUUGACUUGCUAGACUUUGGGAUCAAUCGCGUUAAUAUACCUGCAGAUUUAGAAAACAAAGGCGAGCAAGAAGUUUCUAUUUUACUAAAUAAUGAUUUGAACUCUAAUGAAAAACCAAAAUGUGAACUCGAAGUUCCGAGAAUAAACGAAGAGUAUGAGACAUCUUAUGAAAUGAAGGAUAUUUUUAUUCUUCCAAUGUCAUUGGCUGAUGAGGCUUACACAUGUGGUGAGGCAAUUAUUUACCGCCAGUUUUCUAAUGACUUAAAUCUAAAUAUAGAAAGGAAAGAAGAAUAUAUCUCCUUUGAUGACCGUCGGAAAGAAUACGAUCUUUCUAAUGCACGGGAAAGGUACAAAAUGUACAAGGAACUAGAAAUUCACGAGCAAGAAAUUGCCAUGCUUAAAGAAACAUUCAGUGCAGAGAAAGAGGUACCAGACAGUACUGAUAAUGUUCCUUGUAAUGAACGCAUUACAAAGUACAGACAAAUGAUCAGAAAACAAGAAAAAGACAUGAAAGAACUUGUUGAAUUGUUAUAUGAGGGGGUGCGUGAUCAACCAAUGCAACAAGCUAUAUCCUUCAUUAAAUCUCAUAGUGGAAUGUGGUCAACCUUUAGGGAUAAUUACAAUCGUUCAGUUCUACAUAUAUUUGUAGAGAGAGGGAACUUAAACGUUGUCGAGUCUCUUCUAUUAUGUGGUGCACACAUCAAUGAGGGUGAAGGUUGUGGGGUUACGCCUCUGAUGGUUGCAAUAAUGAAUCAGGAUAUUGAUAUGAUAAAACUGCUACUGAAGUACGAGGCGCGAGUACGGGGUUUAUUUCCUGGACAUCUUCCAACGCCUGUCCAAAUGAGCGAAAGACUGCAGCAGAAAGAAAUAUCAUCAAUUUUAAAAACAGUUUUCAAGCAGCAAGAAAUGCAAAGUAUGUCUCAUGCCAUAGAAUUUUUAAGUAUUACUGAAAUUGACACAGAUAUAUUAUCAGAAAAUGGUUGUGGUCAUGAUCAGAUACAGCUUACGCCAUCAUUAUCUAACGAGUCUUCCGAGUUUAGUAACCAACAGGAACAUAAAAUUAAGAGUCCACGUGACAGAAUUAUAACAAUUGGGGAUGUUAAAACAACUGUGACUACACGAGGAUUAAAAAAUCGUUCUCCUGACGAAUUUGGUGUAUUUGAGGAAACACCCGGGGACUUUCAUGCUUUAGCAUAUGUCAUGGAGUGCCUUGCAAAGAUAUUUGGGCCAGGAGGCUUUUACUACAUUGCUCGUCAUAUACUGGGAAGACUAAAAGUCACACCAACAUCUUUUGAAAAUAUGUUUAAGGAAGAGAAUUAUGAACGAAAUUAUGAGGCGCUCAUCAACUUCUAUUGGGGACUUGGUCUUGCUUUAGUUAAAAAGUUUGAACAAUCCAAAUUCUUUCCUGCAAAAGAAAUGAUACUUGUGUAUAAAGAAAAGAAUGAGGUGAAUGCGCUGAUACUAGGUUGUUUUAAAGAUUGGAUCCAAGAUCAGAGCAAAAAUGACAAAACAUUUGAGUUCUUUUCAACAUUCGUAACAGAAUACGGUUUGCUCUUGCAAAUACAUCAAGAAGCCGUUCGUCACGGAAAUGGCAAAAUCCGGGAGGCAUGUUGGAUGA